UGUAUUUGUGUGCCUGUGUUUGUAUUCGCAUCAUGGUGUAAAUCUGUACCUAUGGCUUCACUCUACACAUAUAUUUAUAUGGCUUCUGCUGUUACUAAUAACAAACACGAGGUUUUCUAUCGUUGACAGUAUAUAAGAGCUCGGCAAGUAUUAUCGGUCGUCAUUGCCGCUAUAGUUCUAUAUCCAUAGCACUUGUUCCUACUUUCACAUAUCACAAUAGUACUUCGAGUAUAUUUUUUAAAUACAAACAUGUCGUCCGGAGCCUUGAAGACCAUACUCGUAGAGGUGGUCAGCGACAUAGUAUGUCCAUACUGUUGGAUAGGCAAACGCCACUUAGAGGCCGCCAUCAACGAGACUAAAGACAAAUUCAAUGUGCACGUGCGAUGGUAUCCCUUUCAACUGCGGUCAGAGACGCCUAUAGAAGGCACACUGAAGAGCCCAGAUACACCCACCAAUCCACGGGUAGGCCAAAACAUGCGCAUGAUGGGCCAGAAAGUGGGCAUUGACUUCACCGGGAAGACCGACAGGACACCCAACACCAUCCACGCACACAAUCUGAUGCACCUGGCCUUUGGAAAAGGGGGCAGUGUGCUCCAAAACAAGGUGCAAGAGAAGUUAUUCCAGGCAUACUUCACCGAUGGAGUGUUCCUCGACGCACAGACAGUCAUAGACAUAGGCGUAGCAGCAGGCAUGGACAGAGACGGCACGCAACGAUACGUGACAGACCCAGCUAUGUGUGCCAAGACCAAAUCAGACGCACACACCAACGCAAUGAGGGGUGUGCAUGGCGUGCCCACGUUCAUGGUUAAUGGCGAGGUGGUGUUCUCUGGGGCGCAGGGGGCACAGAGUUUCAUCAGAGUGUUUGAGUCAGCCCCGCCUGUGAAGGAGGACCAAUGGGCGUGGGAGCAGCAGUAGAGGUAGUACGUUCUGUAGGUACGGUUGCUAGGUGGAUGUAGUAUGUUAUACAGAUACGGUUGCUAUGGAGAUGUGGCAUGUACUGAUGGCAGUGUUGCUCUGGCCGUGUUUGUACAAAUACAUGAGUGUGUGUAGUCUGGCAUGAGUCGUUCGACGUCGAGCUGGGCAGCAGCACUCACACCUGAACAUAAAACCAGGGCUUACGUCUGAAAUGUUUCAGUUCAGUAUAUUGGGCGACGCGACAAGUUAAUAGGAAGCAGAACAUGGGCAGCAGUCUAAAACCGUUGUAAUGGGGAAGGGGGCUUUCUGGACAUGUAUACACAUUCAGAUAUCGCACCUAUAAGUAAUAAAGUAAUUCAGCAAAUGACAUGACAUGAUGAGAGAAUGAAUACGGGGUUAUAUGCAUACAUGAGGUAUGUUCGCAUGCACGAUUGGUUGAGCAGGUAAGAAAACAUUACGCACACACGCGCAUCGAGCUGAACUCAGGACCACUGUUCGGUACAAUGUGUGCAUAUGCAAUACGAGACUACUGUACGAUUAAAGACAUGU
This is a messenger RNA of Sphaeroforma arctica JP610, 1464 nucleotides long. RefSeq lists its product as hypothetical. Lineage: Eukaryota; Ichthyosporea; Ichthyophonida. Gene Ontology annotation, molecular function: oxidoreductase activity. Bases 250 to 915 code for a protein of 221 amino acids. The transcript has a single exon. The record is from RefSeq and is a predicted model, not a curated record.